AGUCAGAAAAAGAGUAUUAUGAAAUUGGUUAUGAAACGCAUGGAGGAAUAUUUUCGGAACUCUACCUUGCAUGGACUACGCUACGUUGGAGAUCCUCUCAUUUCGUUUGGAGAACGAUUCUUCUGGUUACUGGCGUUCUUUGUCGCCUUACUUUGUGCAACGUACUUCAUAAACAAUAUCUACAGUAAAUACAAUCGUAGUCCGAUAAUCAUUAGUUUAAAUCCAACAGCAACACCGAUUGGAUCACUUCCAUUCCCAGCAAUCACCAUUUGCAGCAUGAACCAGGCUAUUAAAAAAGAAGCGGAACAAAUCAUGCUGUCAGGGACAGACGUUGAAAAAAUGUUGCUCGACGAUUAUUGCAAUGGAAACUCUUCGUUUGGAAACUUAAGCAAUCUUAGCGAGGAAGUGGGAAAAUGGGAAAACGUGCAAAAGUUUAUUUUAAGGGUGAACCCUCCAUGCCAAGAGACAAUAAGGACUUGUUUCUGGCAACAGCAAGAGUAUGCUUGUACGGAUGUCUUUAAUAAUGGUCUUACAGACGAUGGUUUAUGUUGUACCUUUAAUGCACUUCCAAGGGAUUAUAUAUUUCGAAACCCUCAAGAUAUGGCAAUCUUAAAUUUAACUUUCCAACGCGAAGUGGACGACUGGAAUCCGGAACGCGGAUUUUUACCCAAUGCAUCACUAACCGCAUUACCUUGGAGAGCUAAAGGACCUGGAACACAUUUGGGAUUAACAUUGGUUUUGGAUGCGCAGCUGUCAUCAUAUUAUUGUUCGUCGAGUACUGGAGUCGGGUUUAAGGUUUUGCUGCAUAACCCCUUAGAAACUCCAAAAAUGGCCGAUUUUGCAAUACUAAUAUCUCCAGGAUUAGAAUCAAGAGUUAGUAUAGAACCGAAAAUAUAUGACGCCUCAUACACAAUAAAAGAAAUAGAAAUCGAAAAAAGGAUGUGUUACUUUACGAAUGAGAGAUCUUUGCAGUUCUAUAGGACCUAUACGGAAUUAAACUGUAAAUUAGAAUGCCAAACAAACCUUACGUUGUCUUUAUGCGGAUGCGUUCCUUUUUAUUUGCCACGGAACAGAUUGAAAAAGAUUUGUAGUAAAAGUAAACAGAUCUGUAGUAACCUCGCAAAAGAAAUAAUGGAAAUUCACAGCCAAAAUGGAUCGAGUUGUCACUGCUUGCCCGGAUGCUUUGAAUUGGGGUUUGAAGCAUCGGUGUCGUUUGGACAAUUGACGGAUACUUUCAAAAUUAGAGAACAGUACAUAAAAAACGUGUCCCCCGAGUAUUUUAGGCAAAACAUGGCAGUGCUUCAUUUCUUCUUCACCGAGUCCAAAUUUACAAGCUACACAAAGAGUGAAUUGUACGGAUUUUCUGAAUUUUUAUCAAACACUGGUGGACUGUUGGGCUUAUUCCUUGGAUUUGGCGCACUAAGCUGUGUGGAAAUAUUUUACUAUUUUUUCUUGAAGGUAGUCUGCAAUUCACUACAGAGUCGACGAAAAAGUAAACAAAACAUGAAAAUUAAGAAACGUGUGGUAACUAAGGGUUAUCCCUUCCACAUAGCUAACUAAAUCCUUAGUGUUUGCUAAAACUACACUGAACUGCUUAGGUAAUUCACGCAAAGU
Messenger RNA from Photinus pyralis (common eastern firefly), 1614 nucleotides. Its product is annotated as pickpocket protein 28-like. The transcript has 13 exons. Gene Ontology annotation, molecular function: ligand-gated sodium channel activity. The coding region runs from base 19 to 1560 and encodes 513 amino acids. The record is from RefSeq and is a predicted model, not a curated record. Gene Ontology annotation, cellular component: membrane. Gene Ontology annotation, biological process: sodium ion transmembrane transport. Lineage: Eukaryota; Metazoa; Arthropoda; Insecta; Coleoptera; Lampyridae.